Messenger RNA from Morchella sextelata, 453 nucleotides. RefSeq lists its product as uncharacterized. The transcript has a single exon. The record is from RefSeq and is a predicted model, not a curated record. The coding region runs from base 1 to 453 and encodes 150 amino acids. NCBI's taxonomy places the organism in Eukaryota, Fungi, Ascomycota, Pezizomycetes, Pezizales, Morchellaceae.
AUGUCUGCUAUUCGAGGAUCGGCAUCUCCAUGGUGCGGAACUAUCUUCAAAUAUGGAACGAGCUAUCGAAAGCAUCUCAGAACCAGACAUCCCUCAAAAUCUCUCCUCCGACGGGAAGAAGGAAGACUAUUAGACAAUGAACGACAGCCAUCAGAGGAUGAGAGCGAAAAUUUGGCCGACAAUUACGACCUUGACAGUCUUUCAGAUGAAAGUGUCAACGAGGAAAACGAGCAACUACCCUCCGAGGUCACAACUUUCCCUAGGGCUGAAGAGAUAUUAGGGGACAUUGAGCGUCCUGCAGAGGACGAAACAAAUCGAUGGGCACCUUUUGAAAAUCAGCAGGACUUCGAUCUGGCAAAGUGGUUCAUAGAAUCGGGGGUGUCGAGGGAACACAUCAAUGGCUACUUCGAGAAAAAAUUAGCAAGGCAGGAGGUCUCCUACAACUCCGUCUAA